AUGCCAAUCACUGGUAAUUUAAAUCAAGAGAAUCCAGUUUUGGAUGAACCUGAAGGGCAAUAUGUUGCCGUUGACAACACACAGGUUACUGAGACACCAGAUCAAAAUCAAGACUUCACAGGUGCAGAGGUUUCAAGCACUACAGUUGAUCCAGAUCCUAUUGGAGGAUCAUCACUGACACAUUCCACUGUAAGUGGAAGUAACAUUGAACCUGUACAGUCCACUUCAUUGGAUAUUACUUCAGAUUUUUUAGAUGGAUUUAAGGAGACUGCCCCACUAAAAACUAAUACCCCUGCACCAUCAUCAAGUUUUAAUAAGGGUUUUCAGGAUGCUUUUGCUGCAUUUGCAUCAGCUGCUUCUGCCUCAUACAGAGAUGAUGAAGAGGAGGAAAGUGCUGUCGAUGCACCCACUGAGGAACCAGCUACAACAGUAGCAUCAAAAGUAGAUGAUGUCGUAUCAGCUGCUGCAGAUUCUGCUGGGUCUGCUGCUAUUGAACCUGUUGUAUCCUCUGCUAUUGACUCUGGUUUAGUAACCACCUCUGGAGAAUCCUUAGUCAAGUCAGGUCAAGAAGCAGAUAGUAUUUAUGCAGCUCAAGAGCUUGCAGGAUUAGAGCAACCAGCAACAGAGCAGGUAGCAUCAUUUGCAGGGACGGAUGCAGAUUCACAGAUGAUUGGUAGCACUCAAGCAGCAGAAGCACCCACAGAGGUGGCAGCAGCCUCUGAUUCAGUCUAUUUUAUACAGAUGACUGAUGCUUCAGGGCAGGUAGUAACUUCAAUAAUUGAUCCUAAUGAUAUUCCAUCAUAUGCAGAUUCUGUUGUAUAUAAACAGUGCAUGCUACCUGAUGGUGAAAUUGAGACGACAAUUGUAUACCAAGGAGGUAUUCCUGUUACCCAGGAGGAACAACCCACUCAAGAACAAGUUAUGGCAACAGAGGAAGCAACUGAGCAAGUUGAGCAGCAAAUUAUUUAUGUCCAUGAUGCCAAUGGACAGCUGACACCAAUAGAUUCAGCGCAGUCUGCUAAUGAUGUAGCACCACCUGGUAAACAAUUUGUUUACAUGCAGGAUUCUACAGGCAGGAUUAUUAGAACCAUUAUGGAUGCUAAUCAAACAAUGGUGCCAGGUCAGCAAGUAUAUUACACUCAGAGUGAAGAUGGGCGAAUUAUUACAUCUGUAAUGGAUUCUGCCACAGCUGGUGUUACUGAAGAUGGAUCACAGCAAACAGUUGAUCAGCUAUAUCAGCAGCAGUCUGCAGAUAAUCUGUAUCAACAGCAGUUGUUGGAAGAAACUCAGCAACUUGCAACAUCUGUGGUUGGAGGCACUGCAGGAUUCAAUAUAGACAAUAGCAUGAGUGGCCUCAGCAUGCUUGCAGAGUUAUCACAUUUGACAGCUGGACAAGCCGCUACAGGUGUUAAUACUGAACUAAAGACAGCAUCUAGUACUGAGAGUAAUUCUAUGGACAUGGAUGAGUUCAGACCAGUUGCCAUGGUUACAAGAAGGCUUGCUGGAGAUGAAGGGGAUACUAUCAGUUCUGAAAUUGCAGGGCUUAAAGUUGGUGAGACAGAUUCUAGUAGUGUGGAUCAGGACCUGGGACCUUCUUUGUCACAGGAAGAUGGGGCUGGACAAGAAGACUCUGUUGUUGGUAAAAUUUUGGCUGAAAUGAAGAUUGAAGGCACCAAUCCAUCAUAUUCAGUAUCAAGAGACAAUUUGUUUGUGCAAUGGCAAAAUUUAGAUGCCAUGUGUUGGAUGGAUGUUGUGCUCAUAAUGCUAGUCUAUUCUCCUACACUGCGACCAUUAGUUAAUCUGGAACCUACCCAUGAGUUGGCUUCAACUUUGUUAAUUACACUUUUAAAAGCAAAUAGGCAAGCCCAGGUUUUGCUCCAAAAUUUGCUUAAGAAAAGCAAUGGAGCAGAAAUUAGUGGUCUUCAAACAGGUGCUGGUAACACAGCAUCACUACAGGAUCCAAAGACAUCAAAACUUGUUUGCAAAGAAAAUAUGGAUGAAAUUGGCAAAGCCAUAAACAUCCUCUAUGCGAUGAGGGAAAAGAUAUGGCAAGCACUUCAACCAAGACUGCGGUGUGAAAGGGGAAAACACAAUAGCCCAGUGUUGGUGUUACCAUUGCUUGUCAGAGAAAAACCAGCUAUCAAACAAAUGUUUACUAUGAACUACAGAUAUGUCUUUAAGUGUGAAAAAUGUGGCUACUCACAAGAUGAUAGUCAUACAAAGAUUCUUCCCAGUAUUCCUGUGGUUCCUGCAGACUUCAAUAUGAAAGCCCCAUGCUUUGUCAGGAAUUGUUUUGAAUGUCAAGCACCAAAUCAAAGAAUGGUCAUGAAAUUUGAAGGGCUUCAGGACUUUGUUCAGAUGCAUUUUGUCAAAGGCUUGCCACACAAUAGGUUUGAUGAGUUAAGCUUUGACUUCAAUGAUGACCACUAUGAGGUCACAGCAGUUGUACACUACAAAAAUAAUCCAGAUCAUUUCAUUGCUUGGGUUAGGAAUGCACCAGGCUCAACUUGGAUGGAAUGCGAUGACCUGAAAUCUGUAAUUACCAGGUACCUUCAUGUGUCACCCAACAUCCCUCCUGGGCAGGUGCACAUGGUCAUGUGGGAACGCAGACUGACAGCGCAGCACACUUUAGUGAUGCGUGACACAGAGGAUACAAAGCUAUUGGCCUCAUUGGUUCUAACUGUUCAGCAACCUAACACACACCAAAAUACUGACCCAGCUUCACGGUCAGGUCUAGCAAACACACCAUCAUUUCCUUCAGCCUCUACUACCCAGACUAGUUCUCUGCUAUCUGGUCAAACAGGGCCGACCUUUGCUCCAUAUACACCUAGAGGAAGGGGUAGAGGAAGAGGAUCCAGAGGUUCUUAUGGAGGAAGGGGGAGGGGAGCAUCAAUGGCUAUGCCAGUGAGGCGCUCCACACCUACUAUCACGCAAAUAUCAACUCCUACAUCAGCUCCCACUUUACGAGCUCGUACUUCUCCACAAAUUGUUCGUCUGCCUUUGUCAGCCUUACGAGGAGCUGCAUCUGGUGGGGCACGCUAUGUUUUAGUUAGUGGAAAUUCUCAAGGUGUUGCCAACAGUGUUGGUAAUGCUGGGACAGGCAGUGGAACCAGCAAAGUGGUGGUUGUCAGAUCUCAAGGUGGAGCCAGCAACAUCUCUGCAACUGAACUUCUUCAGCUCCUUCAGCGAUCUGGGGCCAUAAGUCAAGCAGGCUCUAGAAUAACCACUACAAUCAAUACAUCAACUUCUGGGGCUACAUCUUCUACAGCAUCAUAUAUAAUCCAGCCUGAUGGGAGCAUUGUUAGUACCUCAACAUCUGGGGAUACACAAGCACAGCCAGCCUUAGAACAACAUCCAACUGAGACAGCUGAGCCUUCUGUGUCUGAUGCACAGUCUUGUGUUGAGCAGAUGACAGAGUCAUUGUCUGCAGAGAAGAAAGAGAUGCAGACAGAGGAACAAGCACAAAUGAUCUCUGAGCCUGAACAACAGAUAAGCACAUUACCUUUUACACCAAACCGGGAACUCUCAACAGCCAAUGACACAAUCAUCGUUUCACCUGAGACAGGUUCCUCUACCAUGGCAUCAUCAUCAACUGAUUUAGGCACAGAGCAGGCCAUACCUGCUCAGAGAACUAUAACACUCACUCCAAGCCAAGCACAAGCUAACACAUACAUUCAGAUUCCUAGUGCUUCUGGAGGUAUGAUCUUGACCCAGCUGACAAUGAGAGGAGGUAAAAUGGUACUGGUGCCUGUAGACAAAAACACUCAAGCUCAGUUGACCAGCACAUCAGUACUCAAAAUGCCCAACUCUCCUUCCGGGUCACCAAAAAUAGCCAUCAGGGCUGGAGGAGCAAGUCCUCAGAUAAUAUCUGCAUCCUCUGCUGGUGCACUACUCUCACAGUUACAACAGCAACAGUCGCAAGGUAUCAUAUCUCUUGCACAAGUGUCAAGCACUAACUCUACCGUUAGCACUGUGACAGGCCCUCGUGUUAUUACAAUGCCAGGUAAUACCCCUGGGAAAAAGACCAUUCAAGUAAUUACUGUUCCACGUGGUGCCAACACAAGCCAAGCUGGUACUAAGACUAUUCUAAUGGGCUCAGCCGCAAUUCACCAAACCACUGCCACAACCGUUGGUGAAAGUGCACUAGAAGAUGCUUUGUCCCUGUCUGGAAGCAUUAAAGAUAAUGUCAGCACACUUGGCAGCUCAGGUCAGUUGACAUCAACACCAGCAGUCUCACUGCUGAGAGAUGUUUCAGCAAGAAGUGGAGCCUCUUUGCUAACUUCCCCACCUUCUAGUCAACAGCAAAAAUCUCAAGAGAGCUUCAGAUAUAUACUACCUGGGUCAACUACCACACAUGUUGUUCAUACUGGAACUGGUGGAAUUCAAAGCAGCCUAGGACAAGCAGGAAGAGCUUUCACUGCCCUAUCUUCUUCAGGCACAAUUAUUGGUGGUCAACUUACACCAUCUCCAACAACAUCAGCCAUUGGUACGUCACCCAUGGACCAAGAUUUAGCCCUAGGUGAUUCAGACGACAGUAAUUCUGCCUCUGGUUUGCUGAUGGCUAGUCAAAGAUUGAACAGAGAAAUAAUUGAUACAACAGAAUACAUACCAUUAGGACGUGGAAGGGCAAGAGGCCGUGGUCGAGGCAGAGGUAGAGGUAGAGGUGGAAGGACGCCCAGGGGAAGGGGGAGAUCUCAGCUGUGGUCUUCUGAUGCUGACUACUUAACCCCUCAGAUUGGGAGUAGGAAAAUAUCCACCCUAUCUGCAGACCUGAGACAGAUAGGUGCUCACAUUAUUGAAUCAAGCUCUGAAGCUGUUGAUGGUGUUCCAGUGGUGUCUAUCCCUGAUUUUAACACUGAUGAGCCUAAUCAGCCUGAACCUGAUACAGUCACUGAGCCCAUGGAAACUGAACAUGCUGCUAAUAUUCAUGAAUCAUCUGCCACUGAGAUGUCAGACCUACAGUCACAGAUGACAGCGGAGGACUCCCAGCUAAACCAAAAUUUAACCGAUGCUACACUCAGCCCUACAGGACCUCGUGUUAUCACACAGUCCAUUCCUUCUAUCAAGGCCAACCAUGGAUUUGACAUUCUUACUCAAGGCAUACUAGGAGGAGCAGCGAGAUCACCCUCAAUGCCACAGGUGAAGCAGGCUAGAAGUCUGCUAACAGGCUCACCUGUUUCUGUGACGCACUCUUCACUGUCUGCCAAUUCGGGCACAACCACAGUGCUGGAUGCUUCCAGCAUGUCUGCAGUAGUAUCUAAAGCGCAGCAGUCUCUCUCACUUGGUCAGUCUGUGAGUCAGUCUGAGAUUGAUACGUUAAUACAAGCAGCCCAAGCUGCUGCCAAACCUGGCCUCUCUGGGUCAACAACCAUCAGCUUCAAAGUCAAACCAGGAGUCAGCCUGCUGCCAAUUAAUGUUGGUGCUUUGGGCAGCCCUAUCAAACAGGACACUAGUUUUGGUGUAGAAUUUCUAAACACAGCUGAAAAUAUUGAAAGCAAAAGUGAACAAACAGAUGAAGCAGCUCUUCAGGAAACUCAGACUAUAUCCCAAGAGGAAGAGAUUCUAGAAAAGGAGGAACGAAUUAUGAGUGUUGAUGAGAGCCAAGUGAGUGCAGCUGAAAGGUAUAGGAUGCCAAGUGAAUUGUUUCAGCCUGAUGAGGAGUCACCAGAAAAACCACUGAGGCUGGAGGAAGGGGUAAACAAACUUGGUGCUGAGCUACCUUCUAAGCUCUUCCAAGAUUCAGAAAUCAGUUCUCAGGAAGAGGAAGUAAUCUUAACACCUCCACAUUCACACAAAGGUGCAGCACGACACAAAACUGUCAAAGAAAUUGAAAUGGAUAAGAUGGCCAUGAUGCUAGUAAAUGAGUCUACAUCAGGCACUAAGAAGACUCAGUUGAAAGGUCAGACACUUUCUCAACCAACAACAAAGAUUCAUGGAGAUGAGGAGUCUAUAGUAGGUGAUGUUGAUAUUGAAACAUCAGAUACUCAUGUAGUUAAGAAUAAAAGAAGUCCUGCUAAGCAAAAGAUUGAUCACAAGCAGAGGAAUGCAAGCAGCAAGAAAGCUUCUGUUAAAAAAUCUGUUGACAGUGAUGCAAAUGCAGAGGAUACUUGCAUUGCUUCUGCUCCGCUCAAUGAGAAUGAUACAAAUAUUGUAACAAGCCCAAAGAAAGAUCAGAAUAGUUCACUGAACAAGCCUAAAAGCAUUGGUGGCUUUGCCACAGAUUUGCUUCUUGAAACUGAAAAUGAAGAAAAACAGUUGGAAACAGAACAACAGAUGGAAACUGAAGAAGAAACUGUUGUUGAAGAGGAAGCUGUGAAAUCUGAUACUGUUAAAGACUCUGAUAACAAACUUGUUGAUAAUGUUGAAACAAAUAAGGAUGAGAUCACAGAACAAGUAUUGCUUAAAGAUGAUGUACAAACUACUGAUGUUGGUGAGAUUGACACUGAAAAAGUUUUAAAAGAGAAAGUUGAAAAUGUACAGCCUGAAACCGUCAGGGUCCGUAGAAGACGCAUUUACUACCCAGCAUUUGUACCCCAUAAGAAACAAAGAGUUGACUGGAAAGUAGAGGAUGAAACAGAAUACACUGAUCAUGAACUUCAAGAACAAUGUUUCAACUACUGUGUCCUUUCAAACAAAUCAAGAGCACCUAGCCUCAGACAUCCUUCUCUAGGGCCUGUACAAGAGUUUUUUAUAACGCCACCUUCCCCUUUAGCUCUUCAUCGACCUAAUAAAGUUAUUGAUAAUGAACUUCUGCCUGCCGUAGUUCUACGACGAAAUCCAAAACCUCUUCAGAAACCAGUAGUAGAUCCUUCUAAAGAACCAACAGUGAUACCAUUAGUUGCUGAGGAUGAAGGAGACCCAGCUUGUACCGGUGGAUCAGUUGUGACCAGCCCAAAUGAUGGGGAAAUGUUUAGUGGGGUCAUUGUCAAAAAGAAACAGGAAACAGCUGACUGGAGCAGCUCUGUAGAAGAGGGGGAAGAUGAAGAUGGUGAAAACUCUGAGGUGGAGCAUAAAUAUGCUCAGAGGGAGUACUGCAAACAGUUGUUGACUGUGUUGUAUAUGGAGGCAGGGGACUUCACUUCCUCUCUGUCUUGGAGUUCUGUAGAUGAUGAUCAGGACACUGAUCUGCUUUGUGAUUCUCUGGUGAAGGAAGAAGAGAGUAACAUCACAGCAGAUGAGUCUGAGCAAGACAUUGCUGCUCCUGACACUGAGGAUACUAAACAAGUAGAUGUCCCAGAUGGAGGCACACUUCCUUUUGAACCUAAUUUAUCAGCUGAUCUGUUUCAAGAUGAGCAGGGGGAUGAGUUACCAAAAACAGUAGAUUUACCAAAAACAGAUGAGUUACCUAAAGCAGAAGAAAUUCUUGACAGCUGUGAAAGCGUCAAACAAACUGAAGUUCCAGACAUUGACACUGGUGUUCCAACAAAUGUGGAAGAGAGUGGACAUGAAAUAGUUUCUGAAGAAAUAGAUCAAACUUAUAAACUGGUGGAGAACCUCCAGGACUCUGUUAAAGAAACAAAAGUAAUACAGAGCAUUACCACCACUGGAGAAACUACACCCCAGACACCCAUUGUUAAGAAGCGAAGAGGGAGACCUAGUAAAAAACAUGCUAUUAAACCAUUACUUGAAGAAGAUCCUCUAGCUGGUGUUAGUCACAUUCAGGAUGUGGCAUCUGAUCCAAACACACAGUCAUCCCGCAUUAAUGGCACUGACAAAACAUCAUCUCCUCAAGUAGGCUUGAAAUCUGAGCCAACUUCUCUAACAAAAGAUUCAACGGCAGCACCCUCUUUCCCAUCUCCAUCCAGACGGUCAAGCCGCACUCCCGUUCCAUCAAAACGUGUGCUUGAUUCUUGGGAAGAGAGCUCUCUUAGGACUGUGCUUAAAGCUAGGCGGACAUCAAUUGUGAGUUCUGAUGAGGAGCAUUCUGGAUCAAGUAAUGGUGAGAUAAUGGUCAAGAAAAUUAAAAAACAGACAACUUUACCCUCAUAGCACUAUGCUAUUAUGUUCAGUGUUAAAAUGUCGAUAGUUUGUAAAGAGAAACUCCUAUGCUUUAUACAUUUGUUUCCUGUUUUGUACUAUUUCUUUCCCCUAAUUCUAAGUUUUGUAAGUUGUUUUUUCUACAAAAUUUUAUUUUAAACUAUUGUUAAUCCUACCUAUGUAGCGAAACACAGCACACCAUCACUGGGGGCAUUAAAAUUUAGUUGCUCUUAAUUUAGAUAGUUCAGGAAUAACUGCAGUUUUAGCACUGCACUUGAUUAAUAUGAAGCCCAAAAAAUCAGCAGCCACUCAUUUUUUUAACAUUGUAAUUAUGCAUUCAAUUUUACACAUCCAUGUGUAUAUAAGUUUAUUUAUAUAUUGAAUAGUAUGUCUACUAACAGCCUAACACUUGGUAAUCUCACAUAGUUCAUUUAGAACCAUUUAGUAUUAACUUGAUUCAUGACAGGUUAUUUUUUUUAAAUAUGCAUUUAAAUUAUAGUAGCACAGUUCAUUUUGUAAUUUCAAAAGAGUUUGUUUCACUAAGAAGUAUUUUUUCAAUCAUCUGUAAAUGUGUCAUUUAAAUUGUCAAAUGCUAUGUUUUCUAUUAAAUAUAUUUUCUGAAUUCAUCAUAUUUACUUAUCAGUUUGUUAAUAAUUUCAUACCUAAGUUUUCCCAUCAUAUUUUGACACUCAUUUGAUCAAUUCAAUUGCAAUCUAACUUUGAUCAUUACAGUUAAUAUUAGGACACAAUAUUUUGUUGGAUUUGUUUCAAUAUAACCAAUAGUUUGGAUUUUUUGCAGAGCAACAUGUUAGUUGAGGUGUCGUCUCCAGACAUCUCUUCCUUGAUAUAUU
Physella acuta is the source of this 8828-nucleotide messenger RNA. RefSeq lists its product as uncharacterized. Gene Ontology annotation, biological process: Cajal body organization; protein desumoylation. Gene Ontology annotation, molecular function: SUMO binding. Gene Ontology annotation, cellular component: Cajal body. The record is from RefSeq and is a predicted model, not a curated record. NCBI's taxonomy places the organism in Eukaryota, Metazoa, Mollusca, Gastropoda, Physidae.